Molecule: messenger RNA, 3742 nt
Organism: Stomoxys calcitrans (stable fly)
Lineage: Eukaryota; Metazoa; Arthropoda; Insecta; Diptera; Muscidae
Gene: Tudor-SN
Product: staphylococcal nuclease domain-containing protein 1
Exons: 5
Coding region: 314-3085 (923 amino acids)
Biological process (GO): mRNA catabolic process; regulatory ncRNA-mediated gene silencing
Cellular component (GO): nucleus; RISC complex; cytosol
Molecular function (GO): RNA binding; nuclease activity
Source: RefSeq, a predicted model, not a curated record
CUGUCGUCUACUGUCAUAUACGUUUUCCACGAAUGUGAUUUGAUGGUCGUGUUUGCGUCAAACCGAAAUUAAACUUCUUGUCGGGCGGAACAAAAGUUUGACUGUUUUCUUGAAAGAAAGACGCAGAGGUCUGUGGUGUUUAUUUAUUUGCUCAAAGCAAGAAAUAACACAAAACGAUCAUUUCGAGAUUGAGAUAAAAACAGUGUUUUAAGAGACCAGCAAACGGCGACGGUUGUUGAAGUGCACACCCCACCUCUUGUCAUUAAUUCAUCAGAUAUUCAUUGUCACCUACUUCAACAAAAAAAGAAAGAAAAUGAGUACAACAAAUACGGCAGCUGCUCCAGCCCCACAAAGCGCUCCAGCCAUGAAGCUGAAGGGUGUUGUUAAACAGGUUUUGUCUGGUGAUACAGUAGUUAUACGUGCCAACAAAGGUGCCCCUCCCCCAGAGAAACAAAUUACCUUCUCAUAUGUUCUUGCUCCCAAGCUAGCCCGCCGUCCUGGUGCCGGUGGUGAUGAGACCAAGGAUGAACCUUGGGCUUGGGAUUCCCGCGAAUUUUUACGCCAAAAAUUAAUUGGCAAAGAUGUAACCUUUUCAUUUGAGAAGCCACCAAAUUCGAACCGUGAAUACGGUUUCGUCUGGUUGGGCGAUGAGAGUGGUGAAAAUGUUGUGCAGACCAUGGUGAAAGAAGGUUUGGUCACCGUACGCCGCGAUAGCCGUCCCCCCGAACCACAAAAACAAGAAGAAUUACAAAAACUGAUUGAAUUGGAAGAGCAAGCUAAACAUGCCGGCCGUGGAAAGUGGUCAACAAGUGCCAAUUCCAAUGACCAUGUGCGCCAAAUCAAAUGGACUCAAGAUAAUCCCUCGCAAAUAGUUGAGUUGUUUGGUGGCAAACCUGUAAAAGCCAUUAUCGAGCAUGUACGUGAUGGCUCUACGGUGCGUGCCUUCCUGCUGCCCGACUUCUAUUACAUAACCUUGAUGAUAUCGGGUAUCCGUUGUCCUGGUGUCAAACUGGAUUCCGAGGGUAAACCUGACUUGAAGGUUAAGGUUCCUUAUGUCGAUGAGGCCCGCUUCUUUGUGGAGACCCGCUUGUUGCAACGUGAAGUGCAGAUUCUUUUGGAGUCUGUCAACAAUGCCAAUUUCAUUGGCACAAUUUUGCAUCCCAAGGGCAACAUUGCGGAGUCUUUGCUGCGUGAAGGUCUGGCCAAAUGUGUUGACUGGUCAAUGGCUCUGAUGAAAGGAGGUGCCGACAAACUGCGUGCCGCUGAACGUGUUGCCAAGGAGAAACGUUUACGCCUGUGGCAUGACUACAAGUCGAACGCGCCCACUUUCAACACCAAGGAGAAAGAUUUUACUGGUGUGGUUGUCGAAGUAUUCAACGGUGAUGCCAUCAAUGUUAAAUUGCCCAAUGGCCAAAUAAAGAAGGUCUUUUUCUCCUCGAUUCGUCCACCACGUGACACCCGCGUCGCUGCCGGUGCUGAUGGUGAAGAGGUGAAAGCACCCCCUCGUUCUAAGAACUACAGACCCCUGUAUGAAAUUCCCUUCAUGUUUGAGGCUCGUGAAUUUUUGCGCAAAAAAUUGAUCAACAAGAAAGUUCAAUGCAAUUUGGAUUAUAUUUCACCCGCUCGCGACAAUUUCCCCGAGAAGUAUUGCUAUACCGUAACUAUUGGCGGACAAAACGUGGCCGAAGCCAUGGUUGCCAAGGGUUUGGCAUCUGUGGUGCGCUACCGCCAGGACGAUGAUCAGCGCUCCUCGUGCUAUGAUCAAUUGUUUGCUGCUGAAAAUCAAGCCAUUAAGGGUCAGAAGGGUAUGAAUGGCAAAAAGGAUACUGCCACCAUGCGUGUGAACGAUUUAACGGUUGACCACUCCCGCAUUAAGAUUCAAUAUUUGCCUUCGUGGCAGCGUGCAUUGCGGACGGAGGGUAUUGUUGAAUUUGUGGCUAGUGGUUCCCGCCUACGUCUGUAUAUUCCCAAGGACAGCUGUUUGGUGACAUUUUUGUUGGCUGGCAUUUCUUGCCCUCGUUCGUCACGUCCUGCCUUGAAUGGUGUGCCCGCCCAAGAAGGUGAGCCCUAUGGCGAUGAAGCUUUAGCAUUCACCCGCGAUCGUGUAUUGCAACGUGACGUUUCGGUGCACAUUGAUACCACCGACAAGAAUGGCACCUCGGUCAUUGGCUGGUUGUGGACGGACAACAAUACCAACUUGUCUGUUGCCUUGGUGGAAGAAGGUCUGGCUGAAGUUCACUUCAGUGCAGAAAAAUCCGAAUACCAUCGCCAACUCAAGAGUGCAGAAGAUCGUGCCAAGGCUGCCAAGAAGAACAUGUGGGCCAACUAUGUGGAACAAGUGGUCGAAGAGGUACCCGUUGUUGAAGAAAAAGACGAAAAGACACCCGUGGAACGGAAAGUUCAUUUGGAGGAUGUCAUUGUCACCGAAAUUACCGAAAGCUUGUCUUUCUAUGCUCAAUCCUGUGCAAGUGGCUCAAAAUUGGACACAUUGAUGGCCAAGUUGCACGCCGAUUUCCAAUCCAAUCCACCUAUUGCUGGCGCCUACACUCCCAAGCGUAAUGAUUUGUGCGCCGCCCAAUUCUCUGCCGACAAUCAAUGGUAUCGUGCCAAGGUCGAACGUGUCCAAGACAAUAAGGCCCAUGUUUUAUACAUUGAUUAUGGCAACAAGGAGGUCGUUCCAUUUACUCGUUUGGCCUCACUGCCAUCUGGUUUCUCCAGCGAAAAGCCAUUUGCUACCGAAUAUGCUUUAGCAUUGAUUCAACUGCCUCAGGACAACGAAGAUAAAGAGGAAGCUUUGCGUGCCUUCGCCGAAGAUGUACUGAAUCGCAAGGUUCAGAUCAAUAUUGAAUUGAAGUCUGGAACAGGUCCUGCCUUAGCAACCAUCCAUGAUCCAACUACCAACAUUGAUAUUGGUAAACAAUUGGUAUCGGACGGUUUGGUUUUGGUGGAGAAACGUGGCGAACGCAAACUUCGCGAAUUAAUUGACCAAUAUAAAGUUGCCCAACGAGCUGCCAUGGAUGCCCAUUUGGCCAUCUGGAAAUAUGGUGACAUUACACAGGACGAUGCGCCCGAAUUCAGCCGCUAAACACGUGCGCUAGCCUUCCAAUAAAGCUGCGUGCGCAUUUAGCAAAAGUUGAAUGUUUGUCUGCCACAUACCCGCCCUUUAAAACAACAACAACAACAACUACAACAACAGUACACGAAAGUAAACUUCAGAAAAAAUUCAAAAACAUCCCGUUCAACUCAGACGAAGCAAAACAACAAGAAAGAUUAUAUAUAUAUAUACACAUACUAUAUAUGGUAGAGGUCUAUACAUCAGAAACAACCACAACUACAACAACAACAACUUUAUAAAAAUUAUAAAUAUUUAAUCGUGUUUAAAUAAAAAUAAAUAAAUAAAAUAACAAGCUUCCAAUACAAUAAGUUAUAUAACAACAACAACAACAACAACCAACCAACAAACAUGAACACCAACAAGAAAACUCAGCAAUCAAUCAACAACAACAACAACAAGAAGAAGAUUUAAACGAUAAAUUCCUUUUUUAUACAUUUAACAAACAAAACAUAAAAUUAUUGAAUCAACAACAACAACAACAUAUUCUAAUAAUGGUAGAUCUAUUACAAAGAACUAAAUUUUUUUCAAUUUAUAAACAAACAAAACAAAAAAAAAAAAACAAAAAUAUAUUAAAAAUAUACCGCUUUUCUCAAGUUAACUAUUAUUAAAAUAAAAGAAAACAAAAAA